CGCGGCCUUGAGGACGUAUCACAGCGAGGGGUCAAGCUUCAUGUUAAGGUGAAAUCUUGUGCGAUAGGCUUGAUUCCCGGUCAAUUACGACAUCCAUGCGAUUUCAGAUGCUCGCUAUCAAGGACCGGUGAUCUGGGGAAAGGGGUGUAACCGUGGAGGUGAUGGGUGUAUAUCAUAGCGGUCAUCGCCGUGCCUCCAUCGAGCAAGCAAAACACUAGAACAGCAUCAAACGCUUACAAACAUGCCAUUCCUGACACUAUUCACCCGGACGAAGUCAUCCUCCAUUGACCUCCCCUCCUCACCUACCGCACCACGACCCUCCACCUCUUUCUCCGUCAAGACAGAGUACGAGGACGCAGAAGGCUGUACACUCGUCCUCGGUCGAGAAUGUAUAAGAGCUACGGAACCUGCAUGUCCAUAUGAUCGCUUCCACGACCGCUUAUCCGCAGCGCACCACUUCACGAACUCCAGAUCCACACGCCGUACAGCGGCUGCUUUGCCUCACCGUCUUCUCGCGUUCCACACAACCACAACUCUCCCGUCUCUGGGCGUCCUCACCCCACCAUGGCUGUCCGCAAUCCUCACCGGACGCGAUCCCACGAUAGCGUUAUUGACGAUCCAAGAUUUAUUGGUACCGAGUUCCCUUCGCGCAACGGCGACGUCAGACAGGGUACUCGAGGAUGUGUGGAAGGGGAUACUUGGGGUUUUGGUGGCAUGUCGAGAUUACACCUCUGUCAAUUUCUCGAGCUACGAAGACGGCUGGGUCGGCGCAGAACUGUCGGAGAGGUUGACAUCGGCUACAUCGACACCAACACACACGAGUGCGAGUACGAGUAUGAGUGCAAGAACGAGAUCACCGGCGGGUGGAUCGAAGCGUGCGAACGAGAGCGCCGCGCGAAAGGAUGUUAGGCCUGGGGCGGUGGGAGGGAUGAUGGCGUAUCGAUCGAGUCAAGAUAUCCGUCGUCCUACGCCGUUACAUCUACCUCAACGAACAUCAGGAUGGGGAGGAGCGCUUGUGGCAUGAUCAUUGUUUUCUCGAAAAAGGGACUGGCAAAACAAGAUAACGCUCAAUUGCAUGUUAUUCGCUCUCGCUCUACUAUAGCAAAAAGAACAUCUCACACACUACCCAUCUUUCCUUUUUUCUUCUAAAGUACACAGUGUACUGACCACCCAUUUUAGGCCUCAACA
This is a messenger RNA of Saitoella complicata NRRL Y-17804, 1188 nucleotides long. RefSeq lists its product as uncharacterized. The record is from RefSeq and is a predicted model, not a curated record. Lineage: Eukaryota; Fungi; Ascomycota; Saitoellomycetes; Saitoellales; Saitoellaceae. The coding region runs from base 242 to 1024 and encodes 260 amino acids. The transcript is spliced from 2 exons.